UUCGCUCGGCGGUACAUAACGUGUACAUUUGAGCUAGCUCAGCUGUUCGUUGUGCGCUAGUGAAAAAACCCACAUACCAUCCAUGCACCUGUCUCAGUGCCGACUCCACAAGCAGGAAAAAUGGGGAAAACGGCGGUUCUGCUUUUGGGACUUUUUACGGGAUUAGUGUCUCUGACAUUACAAGCAAUCUCUCUAGGAACUGAAUAUUGGUUCGAGGCAACAGUGAGGAAUCGUAGCCUAAUAAGAGACUAUUACAAUGAAACGGUUUUAGAAUUACAUCAGAUUCCGGUUUUGCCAGAGAAAAGAGGAUUGUUUAGUUAUUGUGGUUAUCAUUACGAACCUAAUACAUCUUCCACACAAGUGCCUUCUUCAUCCAUUGAUAACUUCCAGGGAGGAUUCAACCCUUCCGAUGUUGUAGUCAAAUGUGUAACAUAUAAUUUUACACAAAAACCAAUUCGUGAGCUUCCUGGCGUGGGCUAUUACAGAACAUUAUACUAUUUGGAUAGAUCAGCAGCAGGUCUAGGAUGUAUAAUGCUGGGUCUUCAGCUGUGUGGUGUGUUAACAAGUUGGCAAGCAGCCUGGACUGUCAUCACCGUCCUCUUCACAGACUGUGGGACCAUGUUCAUGUUUGGAUCAUUCAUGGGCCUGACAUCACUACUCCUAGUCCUCGCCAGCUACCAGUACGAAAUCAACGAGAGACCUAGCGUCCUGCCGCAGUUCCCUGAAGGCUACGUCCUGGACUAUUCCUGGUCCUUCUACCUGAGCUGGGCUUCGUUAGGACUCUGUAUCGCCAGCGGCAUCAUGUUCCUCAUGGUUGCUAGGCAAUGGCAUCUGGAGGAAGUCUGGCACAAGAAGUCGCUGGAGGAGGAGAAGAAACGGAUGCCGCAGCAACGCUAUUCCCGAUCCAAGCUGAUACCAUCCUUCUAAUGAAGACCCACAACCGUUACAUUCGUUAUAUAACCAUGCCUGGUAUAGCAGGGUUUUAGUAUUGGCCUAAAGUGAUGAUGAAAUAGAUCCAGAAACUACAUAUUCUGGUUAGUCCCUAUAUCUUUCAUAUUUACGAUCCCAAAGACUUGCUUUAUUAUAAUGUACUUAUACUUUGUACAUGUAUGUACUUACUACCUAAUGUACUUCACAAUGGUAAUCAGGAGAUACAUGGUAAGUUCAUAGUAAAUCAAUAUGAAGAAAUUUCACAGUAAAGUGAAAAAAAGAUUUCCCUCAGUUUAACAUCAGUUAUUGAUACUAAGUAGCAAUGCAGAGAUGUAGGAAGAUUAUGUAUACUUUUUGAAGUAUCUUGUUGGUAAAAUGAUGUACUCAUUUUGAAAUGAAUAGGGUAAUAUUUGGUAGAUAAAUGCUUUCAUGGCUUUUAGUCUAUGUCUUUACUUGAGGUACUUAACGGAUUUGUCUCUUUUCCUAUAUAGCCACAUGUAUGUAUUCCUAGACUCUCUUACUUUAUAGGGGUGGAUGGAGGAAACAUUUAUUAUUUUUCAUUUGGAUACUCCAUUUCUUCAUCAUUAACAUUAGGUAAAGCUCCUACGUUGUUUCAUCAACUAUUUGGAGAUUAUAGCCAUCGAGAACAAAAUAAUUAAGGAACAAAUAUCAGUGACCAAGUUUGAUAAAUUUUCCCUAACUUCUUUUGAAAUUGCAAGAUGAUUCUUCAACGAUUUGCCAAAAAAGUCACGCCAGUGAUAUUGAAUUCAUUUUUUAAUUGCCAUGUUUUGUACUUAACUAUCUCUCAUUCUCUCCCAAUCCCAUAAAUUCUAUUCUAGCCAUCUUUGGUAGUCACAGUGGAAAUUUAUCUUACACUUGUAUACUUCAGGUUUAUGCAUUCAUAUAUCUAAAUCAAAAUGUUUUUUCAAAAGUGUCAAAGGGUCUCAUAUGUGCCCAAGCUUUCUCUGGGAGAUACUUUGGAAGGAUUCAAAGAUUCUUAACGUAUGUUCCUCCAGAUUUUUUUAAAGGAGCAAACCAACCCGUAUUUCAUGAAUAGACUAUGUGAAGAGGACUUUAAAUUUCUACUGAUUACAAAUAGUCUCUAGGUUGUUCAAUCACGGCAUCAUUACUUCUUUGAGGAAAUAUAUGAAAUAAGAGAAAGUAGAUAUUAUAUAUAAACGUAGCUCUAUCCCACCUCAGGCACAGCAUGUAAGAGCAUCCAAAGCUGCAACUGCUGUAAUUCGACCAAGUAUUCAAUUGUCAAUCAAAUGUUGGUAUUAGAUUCCACAUAACCAAUGUCUUUCUCAAAAAGCUGAAUUUUUUGACAAGGUUGUAAGAAAUAUUGUCAUAUAUAUAUUGAAGUUGUGUGAUUGCUAUCUCGUGUUGUAUACUUGUUUAAAGUAGUUAGCUGUACUUUAUAAGCAAUAUCAAAGCAGGCUGAAAGUAGUGAAAGCAAUAGAUAUGUGUUUUUCUAUGGAUUUGUUUUCACUGAUGUGUAUUUCACACAGGUCAUUAUACUGACUCACACAUGGAAGUGAGCUUGGUAUACCAUGAAAAUUUGCAGCUGUAUCUCAAAAUGGUCACCAAAAUUAUUUGAAUUCUCAGAAGAUUUUUUCAAAAAUUAAUCAAUGCUGCGUGUUCUACGACUUGACAAAAUAACACUUGUAUAAUACCUCAGAGCUACAGCUGAACUGACGCCAAACCAACUCCAAUAUAACCGAUUCUUGGCCAGUUAGGAUAAUGCAAUGGUUUAUGUUUGUCUGGUGUCGGUAUGGUGCCGCUUUACAUCAUUGUAUGCCAGGCAGAGGGGUACGAACCCCAAUAUUUGCUGUAUUUUAUGAACUGUUCAGUUUUGAUUGCUGAAGUAACGAUAUCCUUGUUAUCGAUGUGGAUGAUAUACCAGUGUGUUACAUAGAAGUACUCUCUCUCUAUACUUGCUAUGGAUCAAAACUUUAGAUUGCCACAUUGUUUUGACUGCGUGUAGCCAUGUACCAUGUAUAUGGUACAUAGACACUAUACAGGUGACAAUAGUCAACUGUGUCUGUGGUGGACCUAUGUUUGUUCCUUUAAGCAACCAAGACCCGUAACAAGUUUAAGAAUGGUCAAAUCUUUGGAAUGUGUUUUUCUGGGCAUGGACAUCUUAUGUCCCCAUACUGAUACAUACGUAAACUUCUACAAGACAUACAGUACAUGUAAAAUAUAUUUGAAUUAUUUUACUGACAAUGUACAACAGUUAUUGAAGACCUUUGCAUACGAGACAUGUUUAUCUUUCUAUAGAUCUUCAUACUUUGGUGUAUGGGUAAACAAAAUAAGGAUACAUUUAGCUUGGACUUUAGGGAAAUGUAAGGUUAUGGUUACAUCAACUUUGUUUAAACAUUUAAUAAUUUGAAUAACUUUUCACUGAUGAAUCACACUUAUUUGAAAUUGAUUGUUAUUUUUAAAUGUAAAAAAGCUGUUUUGAUUCCUUCCUUUGUAAAACAACAUUGCAUAUGGGAUAAUCAUGAAUGAUAAAUUGUAGCCAUUCCACUGUAGGAAACUAUGACAAUAUAUACUUAUAUUUAUUUUGGAAAUAUAUAUGAUAUAUAAUAAUGUUUGAAUGAUGUGAUAUGUGUACUGUUCAUGUAUAAUUUCAAGGUGUUUUAUAGAAGGGGGUGCAUACAUGAAUAAUAAUUUAGUUUUACUUAACCACGCUUGCAGAGUAUAUCUAUCUAUGUAUAUAUUGCUUUAUAUCAACUACUAAUCUGCACGGUGUAUUCUGCUAAAGUACGUACAGUCAGAAAUGUUGGCAACAUGAAAUUCCAAAAAAAAUCAAAAGGGAAAUUUCAUGCUGCAUGGAAUUAAAUUUUAAGGAAUGAAAUGUUCAUGAAUCUCUCUAUUUGCAUAAGUUUCAUGCAGUUUCUGUUGUUUUUGUAAACAAUUUUGCUUUCAAGUAAGGAAUAAGCUUUGUUAAACCUGGAGCAAAUCCAGAUCGACUGUAUCAUGAGACAAUACAGUGAUUAAUUGAUUGAUGGUGUCUAGACCAAGUAACCAGCAAUAGAACACAACUGGAACAUGAAAAUAAGUAGUCAGAAUAUACAACAUGUUAUGGAUUUAUGUAUUCAUAGCUUUGAUGCUUCAAACUUAUAAACUUAUAAUGAUAUUUAUAAUACAACAUUGCUGUAUGAAUAUAUAAAUUCCUAUUUUGUCAUGAAUAGUGUGUACAGCAAAAAUUCUCUCUAAACAUUACAUUUCUGAAAAUAAUAGAGUGCAAGUUUGAAUAUUGUGAAUUUCACUUUAACAAAAAAGUAUGGUAAACUGCAAUAACACAUGACAGACGAGACUUAUUUUUCACCUACUCUGACAGCACUAAGUACAGUUAAGUAAUUGUACAAUUGUACCUCACUCUGAUUAUUAAGUCUAAAGAGCUUUAUUUUUAAAUCAAUUUUUGAAGAAGAUUUAUAAAAAGAAAAUGUACGCUCACCCAGGGAAAUUCCAAUGUGUACCUCUGAAUAGAAAAAUUAAAUUGAAUUCACUGUCAUGCUGUCUCUUUUGAUGGUAAUUCAAACUACUUUUAAAUUUUCUCGAAUAAUACACCACUUUAAUUGUUACAGAAAGGAAUUUUGAGGAUUCAAAUUACUCAAUGAUAUUUUGAGACUCUAAUCUUGCAUCGUGGUACUCCUAGGUUAUAUGCUGAAUAUUUCAAACUAUGGAUAUAUAAAUAUAAGCCUGUAUUCAGAUGUCAUAUUUCUGUAGUAUAGAAUGAAGUGAGAGAUAUAUAUUUAGCCAUAUGGUAUAGAGAAUAUUUCUGCUAAGUACUAAAAAGGCAUUACCACCCUUGUACUUAGCAUCUGAUAUGUAUUAACAUUUUGGGUUUUUGUGCAAGAAAGAAUUAAGACUAUAUGGUAGAACUUAAGAUGAAUUGAUGAUAGAUUGUAGUCAUACUUUUAGAUGUUCCUAAUCAGCUAAUGCAAAUUUUAUGCAAAAAAAAGAGAUAUAUACCAAUAUACCAAGUUGCCUUACAUGUUAAAUGUGUGUCAUUGGCAUGCAGCUGUAGUUUGUAUGAAUAGAGUAUUACAAGCACGUAGAGCAAAUUUUAAUAGAUAAUCUAGUUUCCUUAAAGAGAGGGGUGUAAAUAUUGAUUAAUACAUUCAUACAAAGUUUUACAUAACACUUGUAUACUUUAAAAUGUAUAUAUACUUGUGCUUGGUAUUGAAUACAUUAUUAUAUAAUGCUGUGAAUAUAAUUAUUCUCUUGUAUUUUGACAAAAAUUAUUACCAAACAUUGCUGUAUUUUAAAUUAUAAAUGCAUUUAUCGAGUUGGGUGAUGGAUAUAUUAUGCUAGGUUACUUAUGAUGUCAAUUGUACACACCCGUCCAGUUACAUGUCGAAGCUCAGUGAUGUGAGU
Molecule: messenger RNA, 5313 nt
Organism: Strongylocentrotus purpuratus (purple sea urchin)
Lineage: Eukaryota; Metazoa; Echinodermata; Echinoidea; Camarodonta; Strongylocentrotidae
Exons: 4
Coding region: 121-927 (268 amino acids)
Cellular component (GO): plasma membrane
Source: RefSeq, a predicted model, not a curated record